AUGCCAGAAAUAACACCAGGAGACUCGAUAUCUUAUCUAACAGUGUACAAUGCACAUAAUGGAGAGUCUUUUAAGAUCCCCAAGCCUGUACGGUUCCAUGCUUUCAAGAGUCUAAAGGAGUUCAUAGCCGAAUCAUUUGAAAUUGAGGAGGUGGACCAAGUAUUUCUUCUCACAUCUUUUGGGAUAAGGCUUGAUUUCAAUCUAGUAAAUGAGUUACAAGAUGUAUUUGUGUUUGACAAAAGGCUUUUCAUUGAUGAAUACGAUACCGAUGCCAUAUUGGCUAGACAUCUUGGGGAGACUAAAGCGUUACCUACUCAAAUACAAAGUGUAAGCUUAUUACCUGAUAACAAUGUUAGUUCGAUCACUCAAAAUCUUCGACAAAUUCAGGACUGGAGCCAUAGAAUAAAGAGAGAAGUGAAUGGGUAUGACGAACAGAUCAAAAUUUUACAGAGAGAGAUAAGUGUGAUAUUCCGAUCAUUGAAUAUCAUAUUCCAAUUUGGCUCAAACUUUGUUAGUGGUAAUGAAAAGAACUUUAACAACUUUUUCAAUUACAUCAAACUCUUGAAUAUGAAGACUUUGCACAGAGAUUGGAAAUCCCAUUAUAAUAGGCUAAAGAAGUUUUCAUCUAUUCAAAUUUCAAAUCACACAUUUGUCUUGAGCGAUUUUUUGGAAGAGGGUAAAUUACAUGAAUCUGCUUCAUUUAUACAAGCGCAUUUACCCGUGAUUAUAAAAGUUUUCAAUGAAAUGGGAAACAGUAUAAACGCAGUUAAUGAUAAAAAAAUUGGCAUUGAUAAACAAAUUGAAGACAUGAGAAAUGUUUCAAUCAAAUUGGCAGAAUCUAUUCUGCUUAAGGAUACCAUAUCUUCCAUUAAUUCAACCAUACAAAAUAUUGAUCGUGAUAUUGAUAAUUUAAGUUCGAAUUACUCCAUGAAUUCUGAAGAUAUUUUAGCAAUUCAGAAGACCCAUGUUAAUUAUUCAGUCGUAUCUUUGCAGAAUUCUUACAAGCUGGUGUUCGACUUUCUAGCAAAAUGCAGGCAAUUGAAACUACAAUUAUCAAGAGAAAGCUUAUCAAUUUUUUCUGGUAUAGCCCAAUUGCAAUUGAAUAUGGUGGAAGUAAGGAAUAAGCUUAGGUUAGUUUCAGAACCACCUGCAUCAAACACUGAGAUCCCAAUGAAUCAUACUACGGUUCUUACUAAGAGCAACGAAGAUGAAGGAUCAUUUUCAUAUACCACUUUGAAUAAGAUCAAGAAGUACGAAGACUAUCUAAGUCUUUGUAUUGACUUGCCACUUUUGUUUGGCUUUUUGCUUAUUGAGAAGCGGAGACAAUUUGAGUGGUAUGAUUUUUAUUCUAAAGGUGUGGUUAGUAAUGCUUCUGAACAAUUAUCACAUAUCAUUGACCGUGAAAAGAAGUUUCGGAAGUUAUGGUUAAAAAAAGUCGGUCACUUUUUGACAUUCUUGAUUGAAUAUCCUUUGAACACUCAAACUCCUAAUAUCGAUGUUACAUUGGUUGCUAAUCAUGAAACUACACAGUUUAGCAUUUUAGAGAAUAUUCAAGUUGAUCGUGAAGAUAUUCUUGCUUAUAUUCAGCUACUUAAGAAUGGUAAUAUCGCUUCAACUAACUUUGUCAGUUUAUUAGAGAAGAACUAUAAAGAUUUGUUAAGAUCGACUGUCCAUAUGAAGAAAUUAACCAAGAUAAUCCUGUCGCUUUCUUCAGUUGAUGAAAAUAGUAAUGAAGAGUCCAUAAAUUCACAAGAUUCUGAAAGUGAUCAAAAUUUAGUUAAAGGACUUAAAACUCGUAUCAAAAAGUUGGAGAACUUGUUACACCAACAACAAUAUAAAAACAUCUCAAAUUGGCCAGUAACAAGAAAUUCGCCAGGUGUUGAUACAAGGUUCAGUAUGAUUAUUGAUCAACCUCUGCUGGGAGCAGUAGCACAACCAUCCGCUUCUCAAAAUUCGUCCCUUUUACCUCGGAAUGUAAGCACAAACCCCACGAAGUUUUUGCAAACAAGGAAGGAUAGUCGUCCCUUGGAUACAGUUUCAGGCUCUACUGUUGGUUUAGAUACUUCUGUUAUCGAUAAGCAUAUUGAUAAUAUUCGCCUUAGAAAGGAAGUGAAGGAAGUAAAUGAGGUACUUGACAAUUUAAAGCAGGCUAAAUCUGAACAGGAGAGAUUAAUUGAGGAGCUAAGAGCCGAUCUCAAGUCUCAAAAGGAUAAAUUAGUAUCAAGGGAGCAGGAAUUAGCAACGGUUAAAAAACAGCUAGAGGACCAACGCUACGUUUCCAAAUUGGAUGAAAAAGAAUUGGAAAAUAUGAAGCAAAAGCUUCGUAAUCGUGAUGAACGAAUUUCCUCCUUGGAAAGCGAUUUACGAGCCCAAAGGGUGGCCAUUGAUUCGUCAAAUGCAGAGAAUAAAACUUUGAAGGACUCGAUUACAAAAAUAGAAAGUAAUAAUGCUCAUUUGACAUCCAUGAACUCAGACCUCAUGUCUAACUUAUCUGCAAAGGAUACGGAAAUGGCCAAAGAACGCAACCAAAUGAAAGAAGACUUUUCUAGUCUUCAAGGUCGUCUUGAUGAGAUGACUGAAGAUUAUGAGAACUUAAUGGAGUUGACUGCAGCCAGGCAUAAAACAGACGAUAUGACAAUAAAUAAUCUCCAACAGUUGAUUAUUGCAAUUUUUACAUACUCAACAGAACUUGCGGAUACACUCUUUGAUUAUUUCUUUGAGAUGUGUCUUGUUUUGGAAUCAAUGGGACUUUUGCUUAGUAAGGAAGAAGAUUUAUUCAAGAUUUCUCGGGUUAAGGGUUUACGUUCGAAGCAUGGGAAAAAUGCUGGCAAAGAUGAUGAUUCUGAUGUUAUUUCUGAUACUCCUACUACUCAUGUUGUUAAGGAAAUUGAAUCACUUUUGGCUUGGAGGUUUGAAAUUGCUGAGAACUUGAAGAAAAUAGAAGAUAGUCAAGCAGAAACAGAAACACCAGUAUCUACCAGCACAUAUGACGAUUCAAAGUUGCAGGACAAAUCUAUGGAAUUAUUUAAGGUAUUUGGCCAAACUUUUGCAGAAGGUGACGAGACAGCAGUUUCCAAGUUGUUUUUAAAGGCUAUUAGUUUCAAAGAUCACGUUUACAUCCAUGAUGAUAAUAGUCAUAAACGGUUCUUUCUCAACGCAAUUGCGAAGAGAUUUAGGGAUGUUGAGAGCUUUGCAAAGAAGCAAACCAAGGAGAACAAGCAGCGUGUUCAAGAAGUGUCAGAGAUGACAGCAAGAUUACGUACAAAGGUUACUAUGAAAAAUUUUCAGGUUGCAGAUUUAGUUCUUUUUUUACCUACCCGGAUUGACGGUAGUGAUACAACUACGUUGGCAGUGCAACCAUGGGCUGCAUUCAACAUUGAUGCUCCGCACUACUUUCUUGAUAUAUCUGAUGCUACAAAACUUCAAAAUAGAGAUUGGAUGGUAGGACGAAUCAAUAAGAUCUCCUCCCAUCACGUGACCAAGGAAAAUAUGGAGAACAAGGACGAGAACCCGUUCCACUUAGGUGUUGGGACUAACUGGUACACGAUUCAUGCUAGCGAAGAAACAGAAGGUAAGUAA
This is a messenger RNA of Lizanozyma spartinae, 3579 nucleotides long. It is a transcript of the gene ATG11, whose product is annotated as autophagy protein. The record is from RefSeq and is a predicted model, not a curated record. Gene Ontology annotation, cellular component: phagophore assembly site membrane; Atg1/ULK1 kinase complex; extrinsic component of membrane. The transcript has a single exon. Gene Ontology annotation, biological process: positive regulation of protein phosphorylation; autophagosome assembly; reticulophagy. Gene Ontology annotation, molecular function: molecular adaptor activity; protein kinase binding. The coding region runs from base 1 to 3579 and encodes 1192 amino acids. NCBI's taxonomy places the organism in Eukaryota, Fungi, Ascomycota, Pichiomycetes, Serinales, Debaryomycetaceae.